AGGGACGUAUUCCAUUACAAUCAAUUGUCACAACUUUGUCAACAUGAUGUUUUUACGUUUAGCAUUUUUUCUUCUUUCUUUUCUCCUUAUUUUCUUUUUAUUUAUUUACUACUAUCAUAUAUCAUAGCCUUUAUUAAUUACAUUGAGACAAGAAAAAUACUACUAGUAUUCAAUUGCUGGUCCAUGCUUCUCUAAAAAAUUAUUUUGUUCAUUUUUUGUUGGGCCAGAAUGAAAUGGAUAGAGUCCAGUCAAAACUUUGGGCCUCGCUUAAUUAGUUCACGGCUGACGUCAAAUAGUCCACUAUCUCUGGGGUUACAGUCGUACGGAUGUUAUUGGCUUUCCUUACAAGUUACAAGUGAAUUUGUUAUGCAAGUGUGACAAAAAUUCGGUCAACAUUUACGUCAACGAAAGAAAUAUUAUUUGGAGUUGCAUCCAACCGAAGCGGGUUAUUUGGAUCUUCUUCGGAUCUUUUAUUCGUCCGAUCUCGAGAAACGGGAUUUCUUCGAUACUCCUAUUGAAGACCGGCUGUCCGGGCUUCACGAUCGAUGGCUCGUCUUUGUUUCCAUCGUCGGCCAGAAGGUGUUGCUCCGGUUGAGAAAUCUCUUGACGGCAACCGGAUCCAGCGUGGAGAACCUGAUGAAUUAUCCCUCAUUCAAUGGCGGCUAUGUUCAUCUUUUUUGGAACAUUUUCACAGGAAAUGUGGUGAAGCCGGACAGUUCGUCGGCGAAAUUCAGAUCAGUGAUCGGAAGCCUGGACGAGCGGGUGGAGUUGGAUGCGAAUAUUAGAGUCAACGACGAGUGGUACGGUCCGGCGUUGUCAGUAAUGGCCGCUAAAUUAGCCUAUGAGAAUGAAGCCUUCGUGUCUACCGUGCUGAAGGAUCACUGGCAGAUGGAAUUUUUGGGAUUCUUCAACUUCUGGAAUGAAUACGAAGAACAACAUUCAACUCAGGUCAUCAUGUUCCAAGACAAGAAAGUUGAUCCGGACCUAAUAAUGGUGGCCUUCAGGGGGACAAGCCCAUUUGAUGCAGAUGACUGGAUCACAGACUUGAACCUAUCAUGGUAUGAGCUGGAAGGUGUAGGCCGUGUUCAUGCGGGAUUUCAGAAAGCUUUAGGCCUACACAAAGAUAAAGGUUGGCCCAAGGAAAUUCAAGCCAUUUCAGGCACAAAGCAAUUUGCUUAUUACACAAUUAGAGAAAAGUUGAGAGAAUUAUUGAGCCAGAAUAAGAAUGCAAAAUUCAUGGUCACUGGUCACAGCUUAGGAGGAGCUUUGGCCAUUCUAUUUCCAGCCAUUUUGAGUUUCCAUGAAGAGAAAUGGCUGCUACAUAGAAUGGAAGGAGUGUACACAUUUGGACAGCCUAGAGUUGGAGAUGAGAAAUUUGGAGAUUUUAUGAAAGAAAAACUUAGAAUUUACAACGUUAAGUAUCAUAGGUAUGUUUAUUCUAAUGACAUAGUUCCAAGAUUACCUUACGAUGAUAAGACCCUCAUGUUCAAGCAUUUUGGCCCUUCUCUCUACUUCAACAGCCUCUACCAAGGACAGGUAUUAGAGGAGGAGCCAAACAAAAACUACUUUUCAGUGCCAUCCAUUUUACCCAGUGCAUUGAAUGCAAUUUUUGAGUUGGCGAGGAGUUUCAUAAUCCCUUUUGCAAGAGGGAAGGAGUACAAAGAAGGGUUGGCUGAGAUUAUGUUUAGAUUGAUUGGGUUAAUAUUCCCCGGAAUAUCAAAUCAUGGUCCUCAAGAUUAUGUUAAUCUUACUCGGUUAGGCUACUUUUUACCAAAAUCCGUUGAUUCACAAGAAUUAAAACUAGAAUAA
This is a messenger RNA of Oldenlandia corymbosa var. corymbosa, 1809 nucleotides long. The record is from the annotation of a GenBank genome assembly. Lineage: Eukaryota; Viridiplantae; Streptophyta; Magnoliopsida; Gentianales; Rubiaceae.